ACCCUUAGGAGAUCGCCGCAAAAUUCAGGCUGAAGGGCGGAGUGCUCUUGUUUGGAAACAGGAGAGUGAUAAAAACAAAAGAAGAAGCCAUGGGACUAUUUCAAGAGUACACACUGGUGUACUCAAGACUCGAACUGCAAUGUGUUCCAGAUUUUACUGGUAUGGAAUGUCGGUUGACAUUGUUAAUUGGGUCCUGGCUUGUGACCAGUGUCAAAAAAUGGGAAAACCAUUGGCUGCUGUGCAACCACUGCAGUGUAUAAAGGUGUCACAUGUCUGGGAGCUAAUCGGAAUAGAUCUAACUGGACCUCUUCCAAAAACGUCUAGUGGCUUCCAGUACAUUAUGACUGCAACAGACUACUGUUGUGGCCCGUUGGCCUUUACCCGGCUUUUCCACUAAAAAUCUCAUGCAUGCCUGAGCUAACUUAUCAUAUUUUUCUUUCAGUAAAGAGGCUAUGGGCUGCAAAGGAUACUGGGCGCUUGGAAUCAGUUGUUGGACCAUACAAGUUAUUUGAUUCCUCUUUUCGAACACUGCAGGGGUCACGGUGGCUUUCUGAUGAGGUCAUUGAUGCAUACCUGCACUGUGUUAUUGAGAGACGAAAGAAUGCUGUACACCUGCUCUGUUCAGUAGUUGCAAGCUCGUUGUUUUCUGGGAAGUUCAGAUGCCUCACCAAGAUGAAGUUCCCAGUUGAAGACAUGUGGCUGUGCCCUGUGAACUUUGGUACACACUGGAUUCUUGUGAUUGUCAACAUUUCUGCACAGAAAAUACUACUCAUAGACCCCAUGGGGAAUGAAGGUGUUUAUGACAGGAAAAUUCUGCGCAACUGGAGGAAUUUUCUGAGGAUGAGAGGGCAUGAAGACACCAUGGAGUGGCAGUUACAGAUUAUGCAACACAACAAGCAACAGGAUUCCAGCUGUUGCGGAGUUUUGCUGUUAAAGUUUGCAGAACAGUACCUUGCUUUUGGAGAGGUCAGUGAGGUGUUAACCACUACAGAAGCAGUUGUGCUGGAGCGAAUGCAGAUAGCUUGCACCCUACUUGAACAUCGAGGUAAGUCCAGUAAAGUCCUUAUCACAUUAGAGUGUGUACUUCCAAUUUAAAUAGUGCUUUUCAAACAGCACAGUACCAAAUAGUGCUUUUCAAACAUUUUCAGAUAAGACCCUUCUUAA
This is a messenger RNA of Oreochromis aureus, 1164 nucleotides long. RefSeq lists its product as uncharacterized. Gene Ontology annotation, biological process: proteolysis. NCBI's taxonomy places the organism in Eukaryota, Metazoa, Chordata, Actinopteri, Cichliformes, Cichlidae. Bases 409 to 1095 code for a protein of 228 amino acids. The transcript has 10 exons. The record is from RefSeq and is a predicted model, not a curated record. Gene Ontology annotation, molecular function: cysteine-type peptidase activity.